Molecule: messenger RNA, 1098 nt
Organism: Rhizoctonia solani
Lineage: Eukaryota; Fungi; Basidiomycota; Agaricomycetes; Cantharellales; Ceratobasidiaceae
Product: glycoside hydrolase family 61 protein
Exons: 3
Coding region: 1-1098 (365 amino acids)
Source: RefSeq, a predicted model, not a curated record
AUGUUGUUCUCUUCGCUUGUAUCGUUUGUCGCGCUCGCAGCGGCUGGCGUUAAUGCUCAUGGUUAUGUAGACAAGAUCAUUGCUGAUGGCAAGACCUACAAUGGGCCUAUUCCGGGCGAGACAAACCCCAAGUCUCCAAUCCGUCGUAUCAGUACCAUUGAUCCGUACAAGAACCCCAAGGGCUCUGGCAUUACAUGCGGAGAAAAAUCCCAGCUCGCCUCUGUCGUCGCACCUAUCACCGCUGGCUCCGACCUUACGCUCUCUUGGGUUGCCCACCCGAACCAAGCCUGGCCCCAUGAAAUGGGUCCACUUAUCACUUGGAUGGCCAAGGUUCCGGCUGGUCAAACUGCGGACAAGUUUGAUGCGUCCAAGGGUGACUUUUUCAAGGUCCACCAAGAAGGCCAGGAAGGCAAGAAGUGGUAUCUCGAGCGCUUGAUGAAACUCGGAACGACCAUGUCCAUCCCCAUCCCAAAGGAACUCGAGGACGGUGAUUAUAUAAUGCGUCACGAAAUCAUUGCUCUCCACCUUGCAGACAACAAAGGCGGCGCCGAGUUUUACACUAGCUGCUUCCAGCUGAAAGUUACUGGCGGCACCGGCACUGCCAAGACCACCGCCUCCGAGACCGUCCGCUUCCCCGGCGCGUACGACGCUUCGAACCCUGGCAUUUAUGUCCCCAAGGUCUUUGACAAUGGUUUCAAAUACAAAUUCCCCGGCCCCGCUAUUGCGACGUUUGCCAACACUGGAAACACGACUGAGCCUGACACUACCACGACUGAAUCUUCCUCGGCCCCGACCAAGACUUCCUCUUCUAAACCCGUCGAGCCUACUUCUACUGGCGAACCUGACGACGAUGACGAGUGCGGCAGCGAGGACCCUACCUCUUCGUCGGCUGCUCCGGAGCCGACCGCGACUGAAGAGUGCACAGGUGAUGAUGAUGAAUCCGCUACCGAGUCCGAGUCGGCCACCCCUACAUCCACGAGCAAGUAUGGUAAGCCUACUGGCAAGUCCCACAAGCCGUACCACAACGACCGCCGUGGACAUAUCCGCUCUUGGACGUCUCGCAUGGAGAAACGCAUCAUCGGUGCCCCUCGCAAGUAA